AUGUCAGACACCGCCGCCUCAACACGGCAUGAGCCUGCCGACAACCUGGCCAAGGGCGUCAUCGCCACGGCCAGACAGUCGUGGAAAGAUCUUUUUGUCUGGAAGCAGCGGGUCGUCCUCACCAACGCCUACGGUGAGACUAGAUGCGAGUGGCACGAGCCGGACCGCAUCCAGAACCCCAUCUCCCUCUUCGCCCAGCUCUCCGCCAGGGACUGGAUCUUCUUCAUCGUCGGCUGGCUCGCGUGGACUGCCGACGCCUUUGACUUUCACGCCCUCUCCAUCCAGACAGUUAAGCUGUCUAAAUACUACGGCCGCUCCAAAACUGACAUCACGACGGCCAUCACUCUGACGCUGCUGCUUCGCUCCGCUGGCGCUGCCAUCUUUGGCCUGGCCGGCGAUAAAUGGGGUCGUAAAUGGCCCAUGGUCUUCAACAUGCUGGUGCUGGGAUGUCUUCAGAUUGCCACAAUCUACUGCAAGACGUUUACUGAGUUUCUGGCGGUGCGAAGCUUGUUUGGCCUGUUCAUGGGGGGCGUCUACGGCAACGCCAUCGCCAUGGCUCUGGAGCAAUGCCCAUCCAACGCGCGUGGCUUGAUGUCCGGCAUCCUCCAGCAAGGCUACUCGAUGGGCUACGUCUUGGCUGCGUGCGCCAACCUUGGCGUUGGGGGCGCCGUCGAUUCUUGGAAAACGGUCUUCUGGAUUGGAGCGGGAUUAUCCAUUGGCGUCGGCCUGCUCCGCAUCCCCUUUCCAGAAUCGCAACAGUUUCUGGACGCCAAAAAGGCCGGCAAGAAGGCCUCUUCUCCGGGGGCUUUUUGGCGCGAGACGCGGACGAUGCUCGCCCAGGAGUGGAAGAUGUGCGUCUACUGCGUCAUCCUCAUGACGUGGUUCAACUACUACUCGCACACCUCGCAGGACUCCUACACCACCUUCAUGCUGGAGCAGAAGAAGCUGGACAACGCUGGGGCGUCCCGCGCCUCCAUCGUGAUGAAGGUUGGCGCCGUCGUGGGUGGCACCAUCAUCGGCUAUCUCAGCCAGUUUCUGGGCCGACGCCGCACAAUGAUGGGGGCUGCUCUCAUGUCCGCCAUCUUGAUCCCCGCCUGGAUUCUCCCCGAGGGAGAGCCAGCGCUGAGCGCCACCGGCUUUUUCAUGCAGUUUUUCGUUCAGGGUGCUUGGGGUGUGAUUCCCAUUCAUCUCAACGAGCUGUCUCCUGCUGCUUUCCGGUCGUCCUUUCCCGGUGUUACUUACCAGGUGGGCAACAUGAUCUCGUCUCCCUCGGCUCAGAUCGUCAACGCAAUCUCUGAGAAGACUUUUAUCACCAUCAGAGGCGGCGAGAAGGCCGAGGCGUACGGCCCCGUCAUGGGAAUUGCCACGGCCAUCAUAGCCACAGGCAUCUUUUUGACUGUCAUGGUUGGACCUGAGCGCCGUGGCCGUAACUUUGAUGGCGUUGUCGCUGGUGUCGAGAGGAGCGGCUCGGAUGAAGAAACUGGUGAUAAGCCGACGGAUGAGGAGAAAGGCGAAGUCACAAACGUAGAAGAGGCUGAAAAGAGAAGCCAGACACCAACACAGAGGGAGGUAUAG
Trichoderma asperellum CBS 433.97 is the source of this 1575-nucleotide messenger RNA. RefSeq lists its product as uncharacterized. The record is from RefSeq and is a predicted model, not a curated record. Gene Ontology annotation, molecular function: transmembrane transporter activity. Gene Ontology annotation, biological process: transmembrane transport. NCBI's taxonomy places the organism in Eukaryota, Fungi, Ascomycota, Sordariomycetes, Hypocreales, Hypocreaceae.